UCCAUAUAAAUAGCCGUGAAAAAUACAUUGUAUCAUCACUUUGAAUUAUAAUUUGUACACAAGUUUCAAUUACUGUUGGUAAAACCAUGAAGCAUUUGUUGAUUCAAUUUUUAUUGACUGUUUUAUCAGUCAAUUUAGUAAUCGGACAAGAUGCAAAAGUUAAGUUACAUAAAAUAACAGUUAAUACUGUGGCAAAUAAUCCAUUCUUCGAUGAUUGGUCCGGCGAAAUAUUUAGUCCUGGUGAUACAGUCUCUAUAAAAUCUCCAGUUAAAAAAGAUUUACCUGAAAAUAUGAGGAUGUCAGCAGUUAUUCAAUUCGACGGCAAUCAAGUUGCUGAUGUAGAUACAACUGUUUGCGAAGCAUUCGAUGAUGAAACUCUUGGUAAAGAUAUUUUGGCAAAAGGAAUACCUGACGGUGAAUUCCCUAAAAGUUGUCCAGUAAAACCCGGUAGCAAUUUUGAAAUAAGCAAAUAUAUUAUUACCAAAGAUAAAAUACCAGAGGGUGCACCAGACGGUAAAAUAAUCGCUGAUGUAACUAUUUAUGAACCUGAAAAAGAUCCAUAUGUAACAAUUCAUGUCGAGGGUGAAUUAACUCAUAUGUGAACUCGACCCGGACAUUGAUUUUUUAUUUUAAAGGAUCGUGUUGCCGCGAACAAUAAUUGAUAUGAUUUUAUUAUUUUGAUUCAUGAUUACAUAUAUUAUUUAUGGAUAAUUAUCCUGCUUGUAUAGAUAAAUAAAUUAGAUGCUGCAUGAUAAA
Messenger RNA from Microplitis mediator, 756 nucleotides. RefSeq lists its product as uncharacterized. The coding region runs from base 87 to 602 and encodes 171 amino acids. NCBI's taxonomy places the organism in Eukaryota, Metazoa, Arthropoda, Insecta, Hymenoptera, Braconidae. The transcript has 4 exons. The record is from RefSeq and is a predicted model, not a curated record.